UCUAUCAAGUCGUUAGUGAUUGGUGACUUCAAUUGCUUCACAAUGGUUUCUUCGACUAGUCUCAUCGUCUUGACGACAGCGCUCGCCCUGGGCGUCGCAAAUGGGGCAGUGGUGCCAGUUCCAGCCCAACCAGCGGUGCUCGCCAGGCUCGAGGACUUCGACGCAGCUCCACAAUACAGCUUCGCAUACGACGUUCAAGACGCCCUGACCGGGGACUCCAAGGCUCAAUAUGAGACCCGAAAUGGUGACAUAGUGCAAGGUAGUUACAGCCUCAUCGAGGCGGAUGGCACCAGAAGAAUCGUCGAUUACACUGCUGAUCCUGUCAAUGGAUUCAAUGCUGUUGUCAAUCGAGAGCCAGCUGUUGCCGUUGCCAGCGCGGCCACAGCCGUCCUACCCGCAGCCCCUGUCGUCAGCAGUCCAGCAGUCGUCGCGAAGAGUGUCGUUCCAGGGAGUCCAGUGGUUGCGGCUCCAGCGGUAGCGAGGACUGUUUUCCCUAGUGUACCCGUUGCUGCUUCAGCACCCAUUGUAGCUGGCCCAGUUGUUGCACCUGGUGCAGCUCCAGUCGUUGUGCAAAAUCUUGGGUACACGCUACCUCGCGCCGUGGCGAGCAGAUUCUCCGCUCCGAUUUACUCCGCUGCGUUGAAUUACCCUGUGCAUGCUACGACGAUCCUGUAGAAUUUUACAUGAUGGGAAAAAUCGAGGAUUCCUCUUGUUUUCUAUUGAUUGUUAUCUUUACAGUUGCGUCGAUUGUUAUCGACAGCGAAAAUAUAUUGUUUUUAUGAAUAAAAUCUAGUUGUCA
Diachasmimorpha longicaudata is the source of this 799-nucleotide messenger RNA. RefSeq names its product cuticle protein 19.8-like. Gene Ontology annotation, cellular component: extracellular matrix. The record is from RefSeq and is a predicted model, not a curated record. The coding region runs from base 43 to 675 and encodes 210 amino acids. The transcript is spliced from 2 exons. NCBI's taxonomy places the organism in Eukaryota, Metazoa, Arthropoda, Insecta, Hymenoptera, Braconidae.